UCCAUGCUACCGGAGUUGAAACUUGCUAACCACCUAGCAUGACGGCUGGCUGCUAAACGGGGGCAGUCUGAGACGAAGGGAAGUUCUGCAUGACCGCACACCGAAAUGCACGAGGGAGGCUUGGGGGGUGCUCGUAGCGACCCGGGGGUCUUUCCACAGUGAACGGUGCCUGGUGGUCUCGCCGUGAUGUACCCGUUCGGCUGCGACGCACAGACCUCCCUCCUGGACCUGUUCGCCUUCUUCAAGCAGAGUUUGCAGCAGGCAGAGUGGGAACUGGCCAGCGCCUGCGUGCCCCAGCUGGUCACCCCUCCCGGAGGACACGCAGAAGAUGUGAAGAACAUCAUCAAAGCCAUCAUCUCGCGCCCUUACAAGUUGAAAUGGCGCUCUGUGGGCACGCCACACAAGCUGGCCUGGUUCUGGCUUCAGGUGCUGGAGAACUGCACCGAGGAGCGGGUUUCCAAGGUGACCAGGAUGGAGCUGGAGUUCCUGCUGCUCCUGGAGGAGCUGGGGGAGGAGGGCAUUCAGGAGACGGCGCUCAAGGAGCUGCACGGCGUCUUUCUGGAGGGCCAGUCCCGGCCGGAGGGGACGGGCGUUUCCACGGCGACCGCCGCCUGCGUGGAGUCGACCCUGCGGACCCUGCUGGAGCGCAGGAGGCCCACCCUGGCCCAGGCCCUGGCCCGCUUCCUCCAGGCCUCUUCUCCUGGGGGCCUCAGUGUCUCCGCCCUCCAGGGCCCCUUCAUCCACCACCUGCUGGAGCGCCUGAGGGGCCCCGACCGGAGCCCCGCGUGGGCGGAGGAGGUCUGCGGCGUGCUGGGCGCCCUGCCCUGGGGCUCGGAGCGUAGCGGGGCCGCUCCCCCGGUCCCGGCCCCGGUCCUGGCCCUGUGCGAGGAGCUGUGGGGGGUCCGGGGGGGUCCCCUGACGGAGGAGCGCGUGCUGAGCGCUCUGCUGCGGCCCCGCUCCGACGCCCUGGUGGGGGCGUACAGCGCCACCGCCCUGCGGCUCCAGAGGGACCACCUGCUGAGGGCCACGCCCGGGCUGCCAGUCGAUCUCCCCGAGGCAGAGAGGCUGGUCCUAAGCUUGUGUUGCCAUGAAGACCGCCAAUUAGCGUGGAAGACCAUUUACUUUGAGUGCCUCAGCAGUGGGAAGCACUUCCUGGAGCAGGUUCUGGUGACGGGUCUGGACCUCAUCAAGCGGGAGGAGUUCUCCUGGCUGGAGGUGCUGCUGAAGCAGGAGUUCCAGCCGCUGUCCCGCCUGCUGCUCCUGCUGGGAUGGACCCACUGCCACAGCCUCCGCUCCGCCCAGAGCCUGCUCCACACCCUCCACCUUCAGCAGCCUCCGGCCAACGACUCUGUUCUGCAAGAAUUUGCCAACUUCCUGUCUUCACAGCUGACCGUGCUGGAGUGGUGCAAACUCAACCACCCGGCGGUGUCCAUGGAGUCCCUGGUGGGCCAGCUCCACACGCUGGACCACCACUCUGCCCUGUACCUGCUGCACACCCUGACCCCGCUGGCACGCCUCCCGGAGAACCGGGUGCUGGCGCUGCUGCAGCAGCUGCUGCCACGGCAACCGGGGAGAGACGACGUGGAGGGGAUCAGAACGGCCGACGCGGCGGUCCACAGGAACGUGGUUCUGUUCCAGGGCUUCUGUGCCAUGAAGUACGCGGUGUACGCCCUCUGCCUGAGCACCCACAAGUACUCCGGCUGCACCCAAUGCACGGGCGCUGAGCUGCAGGACGCGGACCACGGAAGGACACCUGCAGAACGGUACGAGCAGGUGUUCCAGCACUACCUGUCGGAGGUGCAGCUCUACCUGGAGGUGGUGCCCGCCCUGUUCCGCCUGGAGCUGCUGGAGAACAUCUUCUCCCUCCUCUUCCUCUCCAGCGCCGACUUCCUCCAGCCCGGCCAGAGAGACCCGGCCUCCGCCUCCGCCUCCACCUCCGCCUCCACCUCCACCAGCCCCGGAGCCCCAACAACACCCAAAUCACAGAAAAAGACCUCAGACUCUGGAGCCCCCAGAGAGGAGGUGGUGGAGGAGGAGGAGGAGGAGGAAGAGGAGACGGUGGGUAAACCGGUCGGCCUGGCAGCAGCGGCCCACAGCAGCUACCUGGACCUGGGCCACCUGACGCGGGGCUGCAGGGGGUUCCUGGUGGACGCCGGGGCCAUGGAGGGCCUCCUGCGGCUGCUGAAGGAGGGCCUGGAGGGGCUGUGCGUGGUGGGCCAGGAGGAGGGCCGCGCCCCCCCCGGGGAGGCGGAGGCGGCGGAGAGCCUGGGCUGCUCGGUGACGCCGCAGACGUUCGGGGCGCGCCUGCAGCGGCUGACGAAGCGCACGGCCGAGGCCCGGUGGAGGCUGCAGAUCGUCACCAGCAACCAGGCGGCCGGUUCGGAGAAGGCCUUCCAGAGCGCGGGGCCGGCCUGUCCCACGACCCCGACCCUGAGCCGGGGCUCCGGCUCCAGCCUUAGGAGGAGGAGGAGGCGGCUGGGGCGACGGACCUCCACGGAGAGAACCAACCGAGAGGCUAACGCUAGCGCUAGCCCCCCAGGUGGUGGAGGUGGAGGAGGUGGUCGAGGAGGUGGUGGAGGAGGAGAUGGAGGCGGGGGCUCCGAGGGCGAUGAGUGCCCGUGCGGAGGUCCCCACAGCUGGCUGGUGCCGGCCAUGCUGGCGCCCCCGGACUCUCUGCUCAUAUCCUGCAUCCAGAGGGGGAACUUCAUGGAGGCGCAGCAGGUGUCUCAGGUGUUCGGUCUGGAAGGCUCCGAGUGCUACGGAGAGCUGGGCUUCAUGGAGCGCUACCAGGAGGUGCUGCAGGAGCUGGCGCGUGUGGAGCAGAAGAUGGAGACCCAGUCCCUGUCUCCCUCCUCCUCCUCGUCUGAGGGGGGCGUGGCCUCUGUGGGCGUGGCCUCCGGUGGGCGGAGCCGGCUGGGGAGCAGCGGGAGGUCGACCCUGCAGGCCAUCGGCAGCGCGGCCGCCGCCGGCAUGGCCUUCUACUCCAUCUCAGACAUCGCUGAGCGGCUCCUCAGCACCCCGACCCAGCCCAUCCCGUCCCUGGAAGAGGGCUACUGGCUGGGCCGCUGCCCCCCGGACCACCCCCACCAGCCGGCGGUGCAGGCCCUGCUGGAGGAGCUCAGCCCCCCGGCCAUGGCGGCCUUCGACCUGGCCUGCUGCCACUGCACGCUGUGGAAGACCUCCAGGCAGCUGCUGGACACCGCCGAGAGGAGGCUGAACGCCAGCCUGGAGGCCCGCGGGGUCCGGGCGGACCCUCAGCUGCCCCGCCCGGGGGGCAUCGUCGGGUUCCCCGCGGUGCUGCAGCAGGUCAGCAAGAUCCUCAACCACACCGCCAGCAACAAGGGCUCCCCCAAGACCGAGUCCUCGGGGGAGGAGCCGGUGGACUCCAGCCCGUUCGGCUGCUGUAUCCAGGAGGUGCUGCUGUCCUGCCAGCCCACCCUGACCCAGGAGGGGCUGGUGUCCCGGCUGGGCCUCACCCAGCGCCUGGAGCAGACGGUGCUGACCCUGACCGCAGCCACGCACAACCCCGACGGUCUGACAGGAAGUGCCCUGCUGGCGGCACUGAUGGAGCAGGCGGGGCUGAAGCAAGCGGAGCUGGACGCCCACCCGGUGCGGUCGGGCAUGAAGCACAUUCUCCGGGCCCUGGACCAGCUCUGCCCCUCAGACCCAGACGGGACUGCGGCCUCGCCCGACGGGACCGCGGCCUCGCCCGACGGGACCGCGGCCUCGCCGCCCGACUACAUGCGCACCUUCCUGGACUACGUCAACACCAUGGCCGCCGUGCUGGUGCGCAGCCUGAGCCCCGAGGACCAGGCUGAGGUGAAGCUGGGGAACCCUCUGCUGGUACUCCUGCAGAACCCGUCCCAGCUGCUGUCCCACCUGCUGUUCGACAGACAGGUGUCCCCUGAGAGGGUGCGGUCUCUCCUGCAGCAGGCCAGCCUCCAUCUCAGCGUGGAGGAGGUGAUCCUCCAGCGGUGCUGUGAGCCCAUGCCCAUCUGGUCCACGCACCACUCCUCCGGUCCCCAGCCCCCGGGCCCGGACCCCCACCCCGACCCGGAGCGGCUCAAGCCAGGGGAGGACACCGGGGGGCUCUUCAACGUGGCCAGCAUGACCUCCUUGCUCCACCAGCUCCUCCCCGAUCACAUGACCACCCUGGGGGACCCCUCGCCCCCGCCCAAACCCGGCUCCGUCGACUGCUCCGAGGCCUCCCUGGACACCAGCACCUCCAGCUCCCCCCUCAGCCCCUCCAGCUCCCCGCCCUCCUUCUCCUCCUCCUUCUCCGUGUCACUCUCCUCCUCCGCCAACGUCUCCUCCUCCUCCUCCUCCGCCAACAACCCCACCUCCUCCCCCGUCUCCUUCCUCCUCACCUCCUCCACCCUGGCCUUCCUGAAGAGCCGCUGCCCCCUGCUGGCGGCGUUGGCCUGUCUGAGCGCGGCGCCCCGCGCGGGGGAGGCCUCGCGGGCCCCGCCCUCCGGCUGGUCCGGCAUCUUCCGCACGGGCCGCAAGGACCAGGCGCUGGACCCGGAGCAGGUGGCCCGCGAGGCGGACGCCCUGCUCCGCGAGUUCCCCGUCCUGCAGGCCUACCUCCGCGCCGUGGCCGGGCCCGUCCUGGGGCCGGACGCCGCCGCCGCCGCCGCCGCCGCCGAGGAGGGGGGGGGGCUCGGCGCCGCUCUGUGCGGGAAGCCCCUGGUCGGCCUGCUGCUAGGCGGGCCCCAGGGGGCCGGGGCCCAGGCGGUGGCCCUGGACGCCUUCCGGCAGGCCCUGGUGACGCGGGACCUGGGCCGGGCCCUGAGCCUGCUGGGGCUGUACGGGAGAGGGGGCCGCCAGGAGGGGGCGCUCAGGGACCGCCUGCUGGCCUGCGCCGCCCUGGAAGAUGGAGAGGAAGACGGCAUCAGACAUCUGUUCAGGGUGAAGGACCCCGGGCUGAGGGCUCGGGUUGCCCUGCAGGCCCUGGAGAGGUGGCCGCUGGGUGCCUGUCUGGAGCUGCUGGAGUUCUGCCUCAACGACCCCGACACGGGGCCCCCCCUGAGGGCCGACCUGGAGGGCCGGAGGACGGAGCUGGACAUCUACCGAUGGAUGUUGCACCUGAAGCCAGCGCUGCCAUGGGCCACCUGGCAGGACCUCAGGAACCAGUCUAGGAAAGAUUCUGAGAAACUGUUCACCAUCAUGCUGCAGCACAAGGAGUUCGAGCUGUGCGGGGCGUGGCUCCAGCUGUUCCCCGUGUCGGACCCCCUGCGGCUCCAGCUGCAGACCGAACACCUGCUGCACCUGCUGGACAGCGGGCUGACUGAGGAGGCCCACCUGCUGCUGGAGGGCGUGCAGGACGUGGGCCUGGAGGUGUGUGAGCGCGCCCUGGACCGCCGGCCGGGGUUCGCAGCGUGUCACUUCCUGGCCGACCACCUGACCCUCCACUUCCAGAGUCAGGUGACCCCCUCCAGGCGGCGGCACAUCCAGGCCCUGCACCUGGGCUCCAAGGUUCUGCUGGCGCUGCCGGCCGAGGCCAGACAGGACUACUUCCCGCUGCUGUCGGAGCCGCUGCUGAUCCUGGAGCAGCUGCUGAUGAACCUGAAGGUGGAGUGGGCGGGCGUGGCGGUGGCCACGCUGAGGGCCCUCCUCCCGGGGCCCGACGCCGGGGUCCGCCUGCAGGACGUGGACGCGCUGCUGGCCGGCUACGCCCGCAAGGCCCUGGACUUCCCCUACGCUCCCCGCGAGAGGGCCCGCUCCGACUCUGUGCUGAGCCUGCAGGAUGGACUGCUCCAGUGUCCAGCCCAGGACUCCUCCUACUCCUGCAGGCCAGACUCCCCUGCCGACUCCACCGGCUUCUGCUGUGUCCCCCUCCACCCCUUCGCAGGAAGCACCCCCACGCACGCCUCCUCCGUCAGCAGCGCGGAGCGCGACAAGGACCGGGCGUCGGCGGGGCGCAGCCGGCGGGCCGAGGGGCAGUUCCAGCCCCCGCCGCACCCCCCCGCCCGCAGGGACUGGGUCCCGGACACCCAGCAGGACAGCUGCAUGGUCUGCAGCCGGGAGCGCUUCACCAUGUUCAACCGGCGGCACCACUGCCGGCGCUGUGGCCGCCUGGUGUGCCAGGCGUGCUCGGAGCACAAGAUGGCGAUCGAGGGCAGCGGGGAGGAGGGGGCGCGCGUCUGCGACCAGUGCUACGCCUUCUUCCACUGCGAUUCUGAUGAUGAACUGGAAGAAGCUGAAGUGGGGUCCCCAGGCUCAGGCUCGGGGGAGGACUGCGUGCUCACCCUCCCGGAGGUGGUCCAACGGCAGGUCCGGCUCAGCUCCAGGCCCUCGGAGAACCAGCUGCUGAGGAGCGAGUUCUACUUCGAACAGGCCCCCAGCGCCCACCUCUGUGUGGCCAUCCUGUCCCUGCACAGCGACCAAUCAGAGUGCGGCCAGCAGCUGAUUGGCCACUGCCGCGCCCUGUCCCGGAAGCUGAACCACGCGGAGGUGGACGCGGGCCUGCUGACGGACGUCAUGAAGCGGCUGCUCUUCAGCGCCAAGCUCAUGUUCGUCAAGGACGGCCGCAGCCACGACCUGCCCCUGUGUGACAGCUUCAUCAGUAAGGUGGACGUGCUGAGGAUCCUGGUGAGGGCCAACUACCGGCCCAUCCCCUCCCUGGAGGACCUCCUGGAGACCCCCGCCGUCACCCGCCUCAGGAACCAGCUCCUGGAGGCCGAGCACUACCAGCUGGCCGUGGAGGUGUCCACCAAGAGCGGUCUGGACCCCAGCGGGGUGUGGCACGCCUGGGGCAUGGCCUUCCUGAAGGCGGGCCGGCUGUCGGCCGCCCGCGAGCGCUUCUCCCGGGUCCUGAAGCCGCCUCUGGACCGGAACCAGCUGAGCCCGGGGCCCCCGCUGCUGCAGGAGAUCGUCCAGCAGCUGGAAACCACGCUGAGGCCCCGCCCCUCCAUGCCGUUCAGCGAGGACAUCCUGGCGUCGCUACGGGAGCUGGAGGAGGUCCUGUCGGACCCGGGCGCGGCGGAGCGCCCGGACCCCCCUGCCCCGGACCCGCGGCUCCACCAGGAGGCGCUGCACUACCUGACCUGCUACGGGACGCACCUGGCGCUGGUCUGCUUCUACAUGCGCCACGACCGCAUGAGGGACGCCCUGAGUCACCUGCUCAGCAAGGAGUGUCCCGACGAGGUGUUCCUGGACGGGGUCCUGCAGCCCAGCCUGGAGCGGGGGGCCCUGGGCGCGCUGCAGGGCCUGCUGGAGAGCCUGGACCCGGGGCUGGAGCUCUGCAGCCGCUACCUCAUCGCCUCCUGCCAGCUGCUGCAGCGGAGGCGCCACUUCCACACGCUGUACCAGCUGCAAAAGUUCAUGACGGAUCACGUGCGGGCCGCCAUGACCUGCAUCCGGUUCUUCUCCCACGGGGCCCAGUCCUACACUCAGCUGGGGGAGCAGCAGCGCUGGCUGGUCCGGGCCAAGGAGCACCUGAGGACGUACCUGCAGGAGCAGCAGGGCCGGGGGUCCGUGGCCCGGAGGAGGUCCCCGGUCUCCUCCUUCAGGAAGCCCAUGUCCUCCAGCGACGUGUCCAGGCACAUGAGCACCGUGGAGCUGCAGCUGGAGGUGACCCGCUUCCUCCACCGCUGCGAGGCCGCCGCCUCCAAGGCCGCCGCCCACUCCCCCGUCCCCAAGGCGACGGGCUCCCCCAGCGCCCCCCCCACCCUGUUCGGGGGCACCCAGAUGAAGGCGGAGGUGGCCUGCAGGGUGAUGCUGGGCGGUAAGAACAUUGAGGAGGGCUUUGGCAUCGUCUACAGAAUCAUCCAGGACUUCCAGCUGGACGCCCAGGCGGUGUACGUGCGUGCGGGCCAGCGGCUGGCGCGGCAGCGGCAGUACGCGGCCAUCCGACAGCUGCUGAAGUGCGUGGGCGAGUCGGGGACGGCCACCAAGAACGACGGCGACGCCAUCGUCCUCAGCUGCCUGUCGGUGGCCGAGAAGCCCCCCGCCGACGCCAAGGAGUUGGAAGUUCUCAUCUCUGAAAUCAAGAGCCCGGAGAACAAGGUAAGAUUUUAUUCAGAUCACGUCAGGGAUGAAAACUGAGACCUUGUGACAUAAUUUGAUUGAAACCGUUUCAGUCAUAGUCUGAUUCCGAGUAAUUCUCAUUCCCUUCAUUUUCUACGGCUUCUAACAUUAUGCAGUCAGUCACAGAUAACUCGGCUUGAUGUAGCCAGAAGGCCCAUAUUCUAUCCAUUUUAUCGAAGAAGAACGAAGAAAAGCUUGGUUUGUUUCAACUAUGGCUGGUCCCAAUGUUCCGAAAAACCUCAGAAUCAACAUUAUGUACCGCGGACGUACCGCGAAGAAACGGCAGCACAGUGCGGCUAAGUUUUUCACUUCCUGUCCUCCUGGAGGGAGGCCUUGGUCAGACUGUCCUCAUGAUGCAGGGAAACACAGCUCAGUACCCAGACGCCCCCUCACCCCCUACAAAGGAACCGGUGGAUCUCUGGGACGAGGUUUGGCCCCCUCACCCUCUACAUAGGCCCCCGGUGGGUCUCUGGGACCAGGUCUGGCUCCGGUCAGACUGUGAAGAUUGGAUCUGCGUUGUAGUCUCUGCUGAGUCAUGCAGCAGACGGCGCGUUCCUCCAGAGACAGACGCGUGACGGUUUAGACAAACGGCCCCAGCACGAUCCACAGAAGCUCUGUGAAACUUCCAAGAGCUUCACGACCUCGUUUCUGGAGACACAACUGAACAGAGGGCAGAGUAGCUGUAGGAAUCCGUUGUACCAGAAUAGUAAGGUUAUUAAUAACACAAAAAACAUUCAAAGGAGAACGGUAGACACAUCGAGGACAGUGGUAUUCAUCUCCCAGCCGAUUGAUCGUUUUAUCCGGGUUUGAUUGCUGAUGUCUGA
This is a messenger RNA of Gadus chalcogrammus (walleye pollock), 8852 nucleotides long. It is a transcript of the gene zfyve26, whose product is annotated as zinc finger, FYVE domain containing 26. The record is from RefSeq and is a predicted model, not a curated record. Gene Ontology annotation, biological process: double-strand break repair via homologous recombination; regulation of cytokinesis; mitotic cytokinesis. Bases 187 to 8046 code for a protein of 2619 amino acids. The transcript has 42 exons. NCBI's taxonomy places the organism in Eukaryota, Metazoa, Chordata, Actinopteri, Gadiformes, Gadidae. Gene Ontology annotation, cellular component: centrosome; lysosomal membrane; midbody. Gene Ontology annotation, molecular function: metal ion binding; phosphatidylinositol-3-phosphate binding.